Molecule: messenger RNA, 1236 nt
Organism: Pocillopora verrucosa
Lineage: Eukaryota; Metazoa; Cnidaria; Anthozoa; Scleractinia; Pocilloporidae
Source: RefSeq, a predicted model, not a curated record
GUGCAAGAAGCGCCAACCAUCGACCACGAUGUGGAAGGAAUGUUUGUUGGUCCGAUUCUUCACAUUUCGUGCUCAAACAAUGUGACGCUGUCAGCGCCAGCGAAAAUCAGCCUCCCGUUGGCACUCACAGACGGUGGAAUAGAGCCAGCGGAACUGCAUUCAGGUCAAGUGAAGAUACUACAUUUCAAUUCGAGAGAGGAAUCACAAGAAUGGACGGAUAUCACAGAUCAUUUGGAUAUGCCUGUAGUUCUUAAAGGUGGAAUAGUGACGUUUCAUGUCAAAACUUUCUGCCGGUUUUGGCCCUGGUUGUUGAAGACGUCCGCCAGCAUUCCAUGGAAAUAUGCCUCGCUCCUAUACGAUGGAAUCAUGAAACAUCAAGCUGGGUUUUUAGCUUGCUUAUGCAAUGAUGUAGUACCCUCGAGAUACGUGUUGAAUAUGUUUUGUUUCCCGUGGCAUUUAAGGUCCAAAGUGAAUAGCGAUAUGUCCUCAACAUAUUGUGUGAAUAUGCAAGGAGAAGGAACCUCGAAGAAACCGCUGUCUAGCGGUGAUGAAACAUGUGUGUCUCUAUCAAAUGGAUUUGAAGUGCAGGGAGCGGGAAAUGUAGAGAAAAUCGUCUUAAAGUUCCACAGUGAGCACCAUGAUCACGAGUUUCUGCGUGUUAGUAUUAAAGACCCGAGUGAUCUGCAAGUCGACUUCCUAAAACUGCUAGGAGGCGAGGAGAGAAAUAAUUUCCCAAUAAUAUGUAAAGUGCCCAUCAUUCCAAGAUCUCCAGCACAGGGUCAUGUUCUUGCCACCUUUGAUCCUGAAGAAGAAAGUAGUACCUAUUCGGUUAAAGAUGGUAAACCGUUAGAUGAGGAGUUGCAAUAUCUGUCCAGGGAACUUGCAGGAAAAUGGAAGACAUUAGGAAGACAUCUGGGAUUCAAAGAAGCUGCAAUAGAUGACUUUGAUCAAGCCAAUAAGGAGCUGGCAGAGAAGGCUUAUAAAAUGUUAAUAGCUUGGAAACAAAAAGUAGGCUGCGAAGCCACUUACAAAGUUUUGUACGAUACCUUGUGUCACAAUUUGGUGGAAUGUAAACUUCUAGCAGAGCAGUAUUGUUGCAAUAAGAUAGUAGGAAAUGCCUCUCCUUAGUCAUAUACUAUAGAGACUGAGUCGUUUCUGUAUUACGUCAAAUAUAUUUGUGAGUACUCCAAAGAGCGUCUGUGUCGAGCAUUCACGCCUAGUAAGUCGUUCGUUUUC